AUGACGAGACUCACCGACGAUGCCGACUACGAUGCAUGUGAAACGUCUGGGAAUGUAUCACGUCCACGGUCCGACUUUGGAAAUGAUCACGCAUGCAAUGGACUUCGAACUAGGUGCGUUCUUCUAAGACUUCCUACAAAUAUGACCAAGUUGCGAAAGCAAUGUCAAACAACAUCAAUAAGUGAUGAUGUUGGUAGCAUGCAUAAUAAUUGCCAGAUUCGAACCGUGGACUUGGUACAUUCUAUUUGA
Molecule: messenger RNA, 249 nt
Organism: Protopolystoma xenopodis
Lineage: Eukaryota; Metazoa; Platyhelminthes; Monogenea; Polystomatidea; Polystomatidae
Source: the annotation of a GenBank genome assembly